GACCUUGCCGGACAUUUUCAAUUUCCUGCUCCUUAUUAGUUUAUUUUGCUUUUUUGUUGUCCUUUUUGACAACAUUACGAUGAAACUGAAACAACUUCCCUGCAGAAUCCUACCAGGAAUGAAAGUAUUGGUAAGCACGACUUGUAAUACUACGUAAAUGCACCAGUGACGCUCGUGCUCUUCCACGCCGGUUUUAAAUGUUCUUCAGUAUCCCCCCCCCCCCCGUUUUUUAAAAGAUAGAGAAUAAAGGUCCAAAUCAAGAGCUCAUACAAAGAUUGUAUUACACCCUCCUACGUUUUUCUUUCCCUUUUCCCCCUCUAAAGUCUGAUUGCAUUGUGCUGCGUUCACGCUCUCUGCCUGCCAGUCAGAAAAUGGGGAUUUGUCCUCCCCCCUCCUCGUGCUCCCUCUCUGGUUGCUUGUGGUGAUCCAGUGGAUCUUCCAGUGGAUCUUCCAGUGUGCAGCGAGCCUCCGAGCAGGUCGGACCGGUCGGAUUGUGUCGUGACCGGAUCACACAUUGGACCUACGCUCGCUUGUUUGUUUGUUUUGUAAACUGUAUUUUAUAUUCCCAAUCAAAUCACUUUGCAAGUUUUUCCCCCCUACUGGAUCCUUGUGUACGCCAACUGAUAUCGACACCGACUCUUGGAUCUACUGCUUUAAUUCCCUACAAAAUCCGCUGCAAAUUGAGGAUUUGUGGAUUUUACAAAGCUGCCCCGAGUCAGAUAUUAAAAGGAUUGUGCAGGACUAGACGGGACAUGUGGACUCCACGUUGCAUCCUCUAAAAACUGCAAUAUUAUUGUUAGUUUGGUGGCGUGUUGCAUGAGGCGAGAAGGUAAUGGGAGAGGGCGCACACACAAGAAGGGAGCGUUGUUUGCCUUGCAAGGACUCUCUGCUGGCUUCUUUUGACAACAUCCACUGGAGUUCUAUUUAAAGUCCUGGACCAGCACCCUUUCCCUCUGCACAAGGACCACCGAUGGCUCAUUAGAGUGGAAGACAUGGGAUGUGGACCAAAAUAGUCCAGCUUGGACACUGAGCGCCCUUACUGUGUUUUUGCACCUGACCUCUGACCUCCGUCUUCUGGACCCCAUCCUCAGCAGCCAGCCGUGGACCUGCAGCUUGGCGUCUUUUGUCUUAUUGUGUCCCGGUUCCGAAGUUGGCUCGACAUGGCGUGCCCGUGGGGUGGCAAUGGAUUGUGGGUACUGCUGGUGCUGAUACUGGAUUUACUGGGAACCACGGCCAGCAGCAUGGAGCCCAUCUACUGGAAUUCACUCAACGAGAGGUUCCUGGAUGAUAAGGGCUACAUCCUCUACCCUCAGAUCGGCGACCGGCUGGACCUGAUCUGUCCCCCGCUGGACACGGCUCGCUCCACGCCAGAGUACGAGUUCUACAAGCUGUACUUGGUGUCGUCGCGGGAGCAGGCAGACCGCUGCGAGGUAAUGGGCGCGCCCAACAUCGUGCUGACGUGCGACGAGCCUACGCGAGAACGCCGCUUCACCAUCAAGUUCCAGGAGUUCUCGCCCAACCUGUGGGGCCACGAGUUCAAGAGCAUGCACGACUACUACAUCAUCGCGACAUCAGAUGGGACGCGCCAAAGUCUGGACAGCAUGAGGGGCGGAGUGUGUGCCACGCAGGGCAUGAAGGUGGUCCUUAAAGUGGGGCAAAGUCCAUACGGGCUGCCUCCCAAGAAGGAGACGGCGGGACGCUCCACCAACAGGAACUCAGGCGGGAACUCGACCCAUUCAAGAGGACCCAACACCUUCGGAGGAGCCGAGGGGGGCGGCGAGAACGGCCCCUUGCAGCCAUCCAACAUCGCCCUCAUCGCUGGCGCGGCAGGAGGCUCUGCCUUCCUCCUGCUGGUCACCGCCGUCAUCUGCGUGGUGUGCUACAGGCGGCGGCACGCCAAACACUCAGACACCCACCACCCGCCGCUGUCGCUGUCGUCACUCACCAGUCCUAAGCGGGGCGGCGGCGGCGGCGGCAUCUCCAGCUCCAACAACAACGGCUCGGAGCCCAGCGACAUCAUCAUCCCGCUGAGGACGUCGGACUCGGCCUACUGCCCGCACUACGAGAAGGUGAGCGGCGACUACGGACACCCCGUCUACAUCGUGCAGGAAAUGCCGCCACAGAGCCCAGCCAACAUCUACUACAAAGUAUGAGAACUGGAGUGCAUCCAUCUUGCCCGUCAUCACUCCAGUCCCCAUCCCCUCGCCACAGCUCGGCCCGCCAUCACAACUCAUUGUUCAUCCAGCAAAAUGGAACCACGACCAAACCCAAUCUCACAUUGAGCGGGCUGCCAAGCGUGCAUGAGGGUUCUCCAGCCCUCCCGGAACGUGGCCGGAACAUCUUUGAGCCGCGCCGGAUCAAGGAAACGUUCCCAAAAUGCACCUAGAAGAGCACUAAUGUGGCUUUUGGACUUUGAGAGAAUCAAAAGACGAUCGCUUAGAAAAAUAAAUCAAUAAAAGCCCAGUUAGUGCUGAGGAACUCCCAGUCGCCAUACCUGCCUAGAACCCAGCAGCCCGCCGCUCGGAGCGCCAUCCAACACUCCUUUAGGAAUUAUUUGAACAUAAGGGGAGGCGGAGGAGGCUCGGGGACUCGGCCAAUCAGAAAAGCUGGGACGGACGUCAGUCACAUGACCCGGCCUCUGACACUCAGAAUCUUGUAUAUUUUAAUAAGGCGUGUGUGUGUGUAUGUGUGCUUUACAUGGGCGUGACUGUGCUCUUUAGACUUGUCUUAAAAAUACCAAAACACAAAAUAGUGAGCAGAUAUCAGAAGAAAACAACACAAAAAAAGUUUUAAAAAAAGUAUUUUUUUUAUGGCUAUCAACACUUAUAGAUGAUAUAUAUAAAUAUCCAGUUAAUAGAUGUUUUUCUUUUGUUUUUUAUCGUUUUGUUAUACCUGCUCUUCGCUAAAAGACGAUGCCUCUGUUGCUAGACCUUUUUCUAUUUUGUACAACUUACCCUAGUACAAUCUGCCUUUUUUUUUUUUUUUUAUUAAAAAUGUUAAUUUAAUCCCACGUUCUCAACCCUUUACCCCCUAAGGUGUCUGUAUAUUUUUAUAGCUUCUUGUUCUAUGCUGUAGUGUUCACGUUUAGACCUUGUUUGUGGAAGUGUUGAGGUAGAGCCAUCCAUCUUUCUUUUUGUUUUUGUUUUUUUUAAUUCCAAAUGUUUUGUUUUUUUUCGUUAAAGAGUGGAUGGCAGAGGGGGGUUAGAAAAAAGAACUGAAAGCGGCAUUUGAAUGCGAAAAAAGAGGAAGGACUGUGAUGAAAUUGCACACUAAAAAGGAAAGAGGAUGAAGGAUGCUAAAAGAUGGGGUACAUUCCCAAGGAGUGGAACCAUGCAUCACACACACACACACACGCACACACACACGCACACACAUGCACACACACACACCUACAAAAGCACAUGCAAUCUCCCCUUGGUGUGUUACAUUAUUUGUGCACAUACACGAAUUGCCUAACAAUUGCUUUCAUAUUACACAUUUGUGUCUCUGUGUGUGUUUGUGUGUGAUGGACGAGUACAUGAAAACACAUCUUGCAGCUUGUUAGUGAGGGCUGUGUUCAAAGGCACCCGUGUGCUUGGCAGUUGAAAAAAUACUUUUGUUGUGCUUAAACAUAGCUUUUACGUAAACACACACACACACACCUACAAAACGCCAUGAAACCUCCUCUCGUUGUUACAUAAUUUGUACACACACACACACAUACACACACACACACACACACACACACACACACACACACACACACACACACACACACACACUAGCCAGUUAAGGACUGCUACAUCAACUGCCCCAUUACCUAAUACAUGCUUUCAUGUCAAAAAUGUGUGUGUGUGUAUGAUGGUAGAGUACCUGAAAACACACAAACAGCAGCGGCCUGUGAGUGAGCGCUGCGUUCAAAGACAUGUGUUCCCAUGUGCUUAGGAGUAAAAAAGAAAAAUUGUUUUGUGUUGAUCAAACACAGCUUAUACUGUGUAUGUAAACACACGCCUGCAGACACACAGUGUUGCGUUCAGAGGCGCCGUGUGUUCACAUAUGUUGGCAGUAAUGACAUUUUGUGUUGCUCAAACAUGUUUGUGGCUAAUGUGAACCUGGAUGGCAGUGCCACACACACACUAACACGCACACACACAUACACACACACACACACACACACACUUGCACACUCUAGCGUUUUAUUUGUGCGAUCUUUCCCUAAGUGUGUUUUUGUAUUGGUACCUAACAUCAAUUUGUAUUAAAAUGUGCUUUAAUUGUCACGUUCUGCCAUGUCGAGGAUUUUUGUAGCCUUCUGGAUUGUAUUUGACGGUGAUGACGUUAUGAAAAGAUGACAUUGUGGUCGUGAAUGAGGUGAGGAGGGCAGUGAGGGGGCGUGGGGGGGCUCUCUUUUGUACAAUGUUGUUGUUUUUACGUCCGCCAUCUAUUUAAACAUGCUGGGCGAGGAGCGCGUGGUAACUCGCACGCCCUCCCGAGCCCUCUUUGACAACUUCUGCAACAAUUUGCAAUGCUCCCAGUCAACAUGACUGUGAUCAGCCCAGAAAUGGCUGCAACCUAAGGGGAGACAAAGGAGAGGGAGAGCCAACAACAUAGACUGCAUACUACAUGGUAUUCAUCCACGCCGGACUGCCAUGGUAUGUCAUGUUUCCACAUGGAUGUUAUUCCUUUCACCGCUUUUGUUUGACAUUUCAGCCAGUAAUGAACCCAUGGAGCAGGUUCGCAAGGGGGCCUGGCCCAGAAUCGGUUGGCGAAAACGUGUGUGUAAAUGUGUGUGUUUUUGCCAAUAAGCCCGAGUGGAGGUCUGCAAAACAACGCGCAGCCUAAAAACGUGUGUCUCCUCACCUCGCCUCCUUUCCUCCUUCCUUGUCUCCUCAUCACAGUGACCCCCCCAACCCCCGACACACACCUCUAAAGAGAGGAAAAGAUGAGUACAUUCCUGCCUUGGAAGGGAAAAAAAACGAUUGAAUAAAAAAAUGUUUA
Molecule: messenger RNA, 4974 nt
Organism: Entelurus aequoreus (snake pipefish)
Lineage: Eukaryota; Metazoa; Chordata; Actinopteri; Syngnathiformes; Syngnathidae
Gene: efnb3b
Product: ephrin-B3b
Exons: 5
Coding region: 1161-2153 (330 amino acids)
Biological process (GO): ephrin receptor signaling pathway; axon guidance
Cellular component (GO): plasma membrane
Molecular function (GO): ephrin receptor binding
Source: RefSeq, a predicted model, not a curated record